This is a messenger RNA of Arctia plantaginis, 687 nucleotides long. The record is from the annotation of a GenBank genome assembly. Lineage: Eukaryota; Metazoa; Arthropoda; Insecta; Lepidoptera; Erebidae.
AUGGAUGUUAGAAAAAUGGCCUAUCAGCUAGCUCUCAAAAACCACAUCAAAAAUCAAUUUAGAAAUGAAGUAGCAGGACGUGCUUGGUUGGAUAAUUUUUUGAAGCGACACAAAAACAAUUUAUCCCUACGCAGACCAAUGGGAACAUCGUAUGCUCGUACUCAAGGCUUUAACAGUGAAGCAGUUAAAGAAUUUUUUGACAUUUUGGAAGCUGAAAUGAGAAACAACAAUAUUCCUCCAGACAGGAUUUUCAAUGUCGAUGAGACGGGGCUCACAGUUGUGCAGUCAAAAGUACCACAGGUGGUGGGAAAAAAAGGCAAGAGGCAGAUAGGAGCUUUGACUGCUGCCGAAAGAGGUUCACUGUGUACUGUGGUUUGUUGCAUGAGUGCAUCGGGUAUUUUUGUACCACCUAUGAUGAUUUUCCCAAGAAAAAACUUUACAGAUCUUUUGAUGAAAGGUGCGCCACCUGGAACGAUUGGUAAAGUUCAUCCAUCAGGUUGGAUUCAAUCUAAUUUGUUUACUGAGUGGUUCAGGCAUUUUAUUGAAAAAACGAACCCCAGCGAGGCCUCUCCCGUGUUGCUCAUCUUUGACGGACAUUACAGUCACACUCGUAAUUUAGAAAUAAUAGAGCUGGCCCGCGAAAAUCAUGUCACCAUUAUCAGUCUCCCACGGGCGAAAUUGCAGUAA